AUGGCAAGGCUCCGGCUCCUGCCGGUCGUCCGUCGCUCGUCGUCGAACACACGAAGCGCAACUGAGCCGUUUCAGCCGCAGUUUCGAAGCCCUAUUCCAUGCUUCAAGGAACUCAGAGGCGAAAUCUGGCCGACGAGGUCGGUGCUUGAGAAAAAUCUCGUUGUCUCGACCGUUCACACCGUGUCUAUGAGCGACGCAGUCUUAACGACACCGAUGCAGUACGAACCGCUUCACGAAAUUCAAAACGCACCACGCCACAUUAUCUGCCUGGUUUAUGAGGCCAAUUACACCGAUGGCGUAAAAACACGCUUGUGUCUAGAAACUCGUUCAACCGGUCUCUCGGUUCUCUGUCCUCGGCCGACUGACUGGUGCGACAAUAUAUGA
Molecule: messenger RNA, 384 nt
Organism: Soboliphyme baturini
Lineage: Eukaryota; Metazoa; Nematoda; Enoplea; Dioctophymatida; Soboliphymatidae
Source: the annotation of a GenBank genome assembly